AUGCCAUGGAUACUGGUUGUUGUGCAGCAAGUGCUGCAGUCAAUUGUUAUGCUUGUUUUGAUUAUUUGUGCAGCAUAUCGAAGUUCUUCACCCGUUCAUGCUGUGUGGUUCCCUUCGCUGCUCUUGGUGUUUUCCGUGGUCCUGUCGUACUACUUGCUGAGAGACAGUUCGGUGUUUGAUCGCCCUGGGCGGAUAUAUGUGCGAAGACUCCCUCCAAGUAACCAACUACAGUUUGAGUACCAACAAAGACGAGAGAGACAGGAACAACUGCGGGAGUACGACGAGCAGCUCUUUGGGCGCGCACGUCGCCCAUACACCGACGACCAAAGCUUCACCGCAAUUUGCACUUGCGGUUCAUGUGAUCGGACACUGCGGCCACGCGCGUUCUCGGCACCCGACUUGGACACACUUGGGCUCCUUAACUUGGUGCGGGGCAACAAUUCUGUGGGCGUUCGGCGGAGGGCACCAGGUGAAGGAUUCCGCGGAGACGGACCCGUCGUCAGGAGGCAAGACAGCAUUAGCCAAAGCGUCUUCACCGGCAGCACACGGCGUGGAAGUGUGGCCAGUAGCAGCAGCAGCCUACCGUUGCUGGAAAACUGCUUUGUUGCUCACUCGUGGAUAAAUGCUGUUAUUCGGAAGAAAGAGAGACACUGGGCACGAUUCUGCCAACGGUGGCACUUGCGCCAGGAGCUUCUCCGGCAGCAACUUGAACUCCAGAAACAGCGAGUUUCUCGAGAGCGGUGGGGGACCGAACAAGUGCAACAGUGGCAGCAGCAGCAGCAACAGCAGCGGCAACAGCAGCAGCAACAGCUCCAAGAACAACAGCUGCGACAACUUCAACAGCAACAGCAACAGCAACAGCAGCAAGGACUACAGCAACAACCAAGCCAACAGCAGCAGCAGCAAUUUCACCGGCAGCAGCAAGGACACAGCUACAUAUUGGAGGUCGACGGUUACCGGCCAGAGAACCCCGGAGGACGGACAGAGCCGCGGAACGGCAAUGCGCGAAGCGAUGGUCACAUGCGCGGGUUUGAAGGAGCAGUAUGA
This is a messenger RNA of Eimeria maxima, 1047 nucleotides long. RefSeq lists its product as hypothetical. The coding region runs from base 1 to 1047 and encodes 348 amino acids. The transcript is spliced from 2 exons. NCBI's taxonomy places the organism in Eukaryota, Apicomplexa, Conoidasida, Eucoccidiorida, Eimeriidae. The record is from RefSeq and is a predicted model, not a curated record.